AUGAUUCGAGAUGCGGAUUUGGUCCAGUUAUUGCCGGCAGGCCAUUCUGUCGGAAGUAUCCGCACCCGUCGUCCAUUGAUGUAUAUAUUUUCCGGUGGAAAUGAAGAUGCUGCUUUCUUCUCAGUGAAUGGUUUCUCGAUACUUCUUGAUGGAGGUGAUCAGAUAGAUGUUCCAUACUGGAAUCUAAUUCGUAAUUAUGAUAAAAUAUCAGCAGCACUGGUUACUCGUGUAAGUCCAAAAUGUUUGCAAGGAAUCUCAACAAUUUUAAUGCGAAAAUGCCUGCAAGAGUGUCAUCCAAAUUUUGGUUCUGUGAUUUGUAAUUUACCACCUUCAAGCUUAUCAAAUGGAGACAGUGAAGCUUCAAAAGUUUUACGCGCAAUGCAUGAAGGUCUACGUGCGGAAGGUUUAAAACCGAUUGAAGCUUUUGCUAGUACGAAGCUAGAAACAAUAACUUUAUAUGAGGUGAUAGGAGAGGGUGCAUUGCGCAUGAUUGUGCUAAAUCCAGAACGUGGUUCGAAAGAUUUGACGUCGCUUAUACAGGCUUUAAAAACCGAUGAAAAUAUUGAGAAAUUUGCUGCCUUGACAUCACUAGCACUUCUUUUGGUUUGGCAUCCAUCAGAUUACACAUUACCUGUGUCACGGAUUCUUAUUACUGGCUCUUGUCCAUUGGAGAAACUUUAUGCAUCGCUGGAAAAGUUGAAAAACGAGGAAUACUUACGUUACCCUCAAUUUACGCAGACUAUGAAGGAAAAAUCAUCAGCGGCUCGUCCAGGAAGAAUAAUACGAAAACCUACGCCUACAAAAAAUCUUCCCAAUUCGUCAUUAUCACGUCCUGCAUCGCUGCAAGCAACAGGUCCUUCUGCACCUGUUGAAUCACUGAAAAAGGUGGUUAGACAAUCAUUGGCAGGAGCUACAUCACCACGAGUUGUUGCGAAUGCGAAAAGACCAGUCACGGAACUAACAAAGGCAUCUGCUAUAGGCAAUGGUAAAUCUCACACCCCAGAAAAUAAAGUCGGAGGUAAGCCAGGAAAAUCUAGACUAAAUGAUGCGAAGAAGAAUACUACUCUCGAAGUCAAGCCAAAAGAGAAUGAUACAGGAAAAACGAAAGUAGCCGAUAAAGCUGGAAAUAAAACUCCACUAGCGAAAGUGAAAGCUCAAGGCUCAGAUCCAGUCUCGACAAAUGCGCAGCCUGUUAAGGUAAUGCAAAAUCCAGUAACAACCACUGACUUGCCAUCUUUAAAUAACUUACAAAAUGCAUCAAGUCCAUUAAAUCCCGAGCAUCCUUUUGAAGCAAAACACUCUUUUGAAAUGGAAAGUGAAACUCCUACAUCUCCUGAAAAUCCAGAAAAUCCACAAAUGCCUGAAAGUUCAUUUGACCCACAAGUUCCGGAUCAUAAUGGUUUGCUAGAUGGCAUUGAAGAACCGAUGAAAGUCCGUAAAAUUAGUAUGGAUUUUUCGAACGAAGACAAGAAUUUUGUUGGAGAUUUAAUGGAAGAAGAAGUAGCGAUGCAUGGAAAAGGAUUCGAUCUGUUAAAUUCAGCAGUACCAUCACAAAAUACACCCUUACUUGAUUCUACACCGAUAACACCAUCAGCGCCAUCCGUUGGAACAGGUGAUGUGUUCUCUGAUUCUUCAAAUGCAUUCGGUUCAAAAACUAGAAUUGCAUAUCACACUGAUGAAAGUGUUAACAAAGCCGCAGUCUAUAAUCAAGAGGUUAUGCAAAAAGGAGAUUUACAGGAUUUGUUUAACAGUGGUAUUACCCCAUUCAUGACAGGUUUUGUAACCGGGAUUGUUGAUGACUCUUCAACACUGCAGGAGUUGCCACCAGCGGAUUACGAUGAAUUUGAAAUCUCAAAAUCUUUGAGAACGCCCCUUUCAUCAAAUAAACUCAAUAAUGGAACAAUAGAAAGUGUGCAGGACGACAAACAUGAAGAGGCUAGAAGGACGACUUUACGUGAGGAAAUUGAAAAGACACAGAUAUUAUCUAAUAUCAAGCGUGAGACAUUCUCGACUCGAAGCAGCGGUUCGGGUGACUCUGUCACUGCUCAGCCGGAUCCAGCCCUGGAUGAGGUAAUUGAUUCGCUAGCCGAGGCAUCGGAAAUGGUUGAUAAUGCACGAAAAACAUCAUCUGAACUGGAACGUCAUGUCCAAGAUCUGACGACGCAAGUAAUCAGUAAUGCCCAAUCAACAACGGCAGCGACUGUAACAGGUUGUAUGGGACAAUUAACAGCUGUUAAGGAUAUGUUUGAUGGACAAGUCACCAAUAUAACUCAUGAUAUCAAUGAUAACGCUAAUGCACUUGCGAAUCAAAAUGCUUAUGAAGAAAAGUGCGCAGAAGAAAUGUAUCUUCCACCGAUGACGAGUGCAGCUAAAACACGUGCGAAACCACUGGUAAAUGGCGUAAAAACUAAGCCCAAACUAUCCCAACCACUAUAUUUCGAUAUUGUUUUCGUCCCACAUCAUGGUGCCCAUCCUACGCUGAAAGAUGAAGAAGCAGCAAAAGCAUUCGUAACUAGUAUUCGAUCUAGACGUUACGUACUGAGUGGAAAGGAUUCAAUACGGACAUAUUUUAUCGACGGUCUUAUUGCUGGUAAAGCAGCGUGGAAUAAACCAGAACUUGAGGUGGAUGUGCUCCCAACACAUGAUAGUGAUGAACUGACAUUAUAUAGCCAUGAAAAAGCGAAUGAAAUAGCCGAAGUGGGUAUUAGUUUACGUUGCUCGGUUGAGCGUUGUACAUUGAGGCUAUCCAGUGGUGGUACUGAUGAUGUUUGUGCCGCAUUCAAAUUCGAAAUGUAA
Molecule: messenger RNA, 2796 nt
Organism: Acanthocheilonema viteae
Lineage: Eukaryota; Metazoa; Nematoda; Chromadorea; Rhabditida; Onchocercidae
Source: the annotation of a GenBank genome assembly